UGAUCCAGACAUGAUGCCCCGUCUGCCGGGCGGCGGCAGGACAUCGUGCAGGACCACUGGCACGCUUUUGUCGGCGUGUCUGGUCUCCGCUUGUCAAGCCCUCCGGAGGUGCGGGGAGGUCCAGUGCGGCGAUGGCCAGCAGUGCUGUCAACCCAUCGUCACCGGCAACGGAAGUGCCACCUCCACGGUGCGCUGCUGCAAGCUCCCCAUCCACGUAUUCUUCGACAAUGUGGGCUGGUUUACGCGGAAGCUGUCGGGCAUCCUGAUCUUGUUACUGCUGUUUGCCAUGGGCUACUUCAUCCAGCGGAUCAUCUGCCCGCGGCCCCGCCGGCACCAGCACCACGACCGCAGCGAGGAGCCCUCCCUCUUUCACGGACACGCAUCAGCGUCCCAGGACUCCCUGCUGGACCGGUACCCCGAGUACAGCCUCGGGGACUUCACCUCUCCGUACCUGCCAGCCUACGACGAGGUCAAAUAUUUGCCCACAUACGAGGAAAGCAUGCAGGAGAUGCACAGAGACCGAUCUGAUGACAACUUGCUGUCGGAAAAUGAGAGGAGCGGUCAGGGCAGAGUGAGAGCAGCAGGACCGAGGGCUGGAGACCAGAGACGGGAUGUCCUGGAGGUGUCAGAACAGCAACACAGCCCAAGGACAUCUCGAAACUCUGUCUGACGGAAAACAGAGAUCGGGCAAAGAUACAGAGACAAUAUAGUAUUCUUAUUUUAAUAUCAUCAGGGUAAUUAUCUUGCAGAGAUACAAACUCAAGUGCAAUUAUAAUCCUGAAUGUUAAGAAUAAAG
Messenger RNA from Toxotes jaculatrix (banded archerfish), 796 nucleotides. RefSeq lists its product as uncharacterized. Bases 11 to 670 code for a protein of 219 amino acids. NCBI's taxonomy places the organism in Eukaryota, Metazoa, Chordata, Actinopteri, Toxotidae. The transcript has a single exon. The record is from RefSeq and is a predicted model, not a curated record.